AUGCGCGCCGCGGCCGCCGACCCGAGCGGGUACGUGAUGAAGCCGCAGCGAGAGGGCGGCGGCCACAACCUCUUCGGGGCCACGCUCGCGGCCGCGCUGCGCGAGCUGUCUCGCGCGCAGCGGUCGGCGUACAUCCUCAUGCGGCGCAUCGAGCCAAAGGCGGCGCCUGCGGUCCUCGUGCGCGCCGGAGAGGUCUACCGCGGCGACGCCGUCUCGGAGCUGGGCGUCUACUCGACCUACCUGCGCUCCGCCACCGGCCGCGUCCUCAUCAGCCGCCCCGCCGGCCAUUUGGUUCGCACCAAGAUGCGCGGGGUUGACGAGGGAGGGGUCGCCUCGGGCUUCGCCGUUCUCUCGAGCCCGCUCGCUUCAUCUGAUGAUGUGGUGUGA
Messenger RNA from Emiliania huxleyi CCMP1516, 387 nucleotides. RefSeq lists its product as hypothetical. Gene Ontology annotation, biological process: glutathione biosynthetic process. Gene Ontology annotation, cellular component: cytosol. The coding region runs from base 1 to 387 and encodes 128 amino acids. Gene Ontology annotation, molecular function: glutathione synthase activity; ATP binding; glutathione binding. The transcript has a single exon. NCBI's taxonomy places the organism in Eukaryota, Haptophyta, Isochrysidales, Noelaerhabdaceae. The record is from RefSeq and is a predicted model, not a curated record.